AUGUCGGGUCAACAAGCAGAGAAGCAGACUCAGGCCGAGACUGCUCCAAGAAUGAGUGGUAACACCAUAUCUUCAAAUCUAGCUCGUACGGAGAGUAUAAAAAAUGAGAUAGCCCUCACCGCAGACGCAAGACAAAGUAGUUUCGGAGCGGAGACCAUAAUAAAUGAAGAAGAGCCCACUGAUGAAGAAAGGAGAACUCUGCGACGUAUUGGUGAUAGUUUGCCCAUGUCCGCUUGGCUUGUUGCUAUUGUAGAAUUAUGUGAGAGAUUCUCAUAUUAUGGCUGCGUUGGAUUAUUUCAAAAUUAUGUUCAACGACCUUUAGAUGGUUCUUUGGGUCGAGGUGCUCUUGGCCUUGGACAUCGAACUGCCACUGCUCUUACCGUAUUCUUUUCCAUGUGGUGUUACUUUACCCCAAUCUUCGGUGCCAUCGUUGCCGAUCAAUAUCUUGGUCGAUUCAAGGCAAUUUGCUACUUUGCCAUCGUCUAUAUGGUCGGACUCCUAGUUCUCGUCUUGACAUCCCUACCAAUUUCACUUCAAAAUGGAGCCGGAUUAGGAGGCUUCAUCACCGCCAUUCUCAUCAUUGGUGUUGGAACCGGAGGUAUAAAAUCCAACGUCAGUCCUCUAAUAGCUGAUCAAUAUACCCGUAAACGAAUGGCAAUUAAGGUCCUUGAGAAUGGUGAGCGUGUAAUUAUCGAUCCAACCGUUACUGUCCAGCGAAUUUAUUUGAUCUUUUAUUGGUGUAUCAAUAUUGGAGCUCUUUCUCUUCUCGCAACACCAUACAUGGAACGAGAUAUUGGAUUUUGGUCUGCUUUCCUUCUGUGUUUAUGCGUUUUCCUUAUUGGAUUCGGCACACUACUUUUAGGAAGAAAGAGAUAUAUUGUUCGCCCACCAAAGGGAACAGUAAUCACCGAUGCAUUUAAAGUCAUUGGAACAAUGAUAAAGCACCGAAAACUAGACGCGGCCAAACCUUCCUAUCAAGCCGCAAACAAUAUCCCACAAUCAACUCAAUGGAACGAUCAAUUCGUAGAAGAAGUAAAGCGCGCAUUAAUAGCCUGUCGCGUCUUCGUCUUCUACCCCAUCUAUUGGGUCGUCUACGCCCAAUUCUCUAGUAACUUCGUUUCACAAGCCGGAGAAAUGAAUACCCACGGAGUACCCAACGAUCUUUCUCAAAACUUCGAUCCUAUCGCUAUUAUCCUCCUCGUUCCAGUAAUAGAUCGAUUCGUAUACCCACUAUUCCGCAAAUUGCACAUAAAAUUCCGACCCAUCUCUCGUAUCACAUUUGGAUUUAUCGUCGCAAGUCUAAGCAUGAUGUAUGCAGCCAUCGUGCAACACCUCAUCUACAAAGCCGGACCAUGUUACGGCAAACCCCUCGAAUGUCCCGCCGCCGUUCUACCUGAUGGAACAAUCCAACCCAAUGACGUCCAUUUCGCUAUUCAAAUCCCUGCUUAUAUCUUCAUCGGUAUAUCAGAAAUCUUCGCUUCGGUUACCGGUCUCGAAUAUGCAUAUACGAAAGCACCUGUAUCGAUGAAAUCAUUCGUGCAAGCUAUGUUUUUACUCACUAAUGCGUUUGGAUUCGCGCUAUGUCAGGCUUUUAUUCCUUUGGUGGGUAAUCCGACGAUCCUUUGGAUGUUUGUGGGACUUGCUUGUGGAAGUUUUGGGGCGGGGAUUGUGUUUUAUUUUUGUUAUCAUAAACUUGAUGAUCAGGAGGAUGAAUUGAAUAGUUUGGAUGCUAAAGCUGAGGAGUUGGAAUUGAGAGGGACGGAUAAUGGGAAUACUAGGGAUAUGUAG
Molecule: messenger RNA, 1788 nt
Organism: Sclerotinia sclerotiorum 1980 UF-70
Lineage: Eukaryota; Fungi; Ascomycota; Leotiomycetes; Helotiales; Sclerotiniaceae
Exons: 5
Coding region: 1-1788 (595 amino acids)
Biological process (GO): transmembrane transport; oligopeptide transport
Cellular component (GO): fungal-type vacuole; plasma membrane
Molecular function (GO): tripeptide transmembrane transporter activity; dipeptide transmembrane transporter activity
Source: RefSeq, a predicted model, not a curated record